CUUUCUAAUCUCCUGCGCUACAGACGCACCAAAACAAAAAAGGAAGAAAAAAAGGAAAGAAAAAAGGGGUUAAGAUGGUUUGCUCAGUCCCAAUUCUCAAACCCUAGAAGCUGUAAACUUGAAGAGGCUCAGAAGAGAGUGGCAGUGAAAGAGUGACUGAGUGACUAUCGUUCUCUGUAAUCUUCACUAUUCAAAGUAGAGAGAAGAAGAGAAGGCUUUGGAUUUACACUUCACAUAGUUGUUCCAAAAACGUCGUUUUUUUUGUUGAAAGAGAAAAAACGUCGUUUGAAAUCACUGUGCAUUUAUCACUGAAAACACUAUGACGGGUCGGGGCGGAGGUGGAAGGGACCGGUUUCGGAUGGAGCAUCCGGAAAAUCGAGGGGGUGGCGGCGGUCCCCGGCGUUUCGACUCCAAGAAUGGCAAAGCUCCGCCGUCCAGACACCUCUGGGUUGGGAACCUCUCUCAUAGUAUCAUGGAGAACGACCUCACUGAGCACUUUCUUCAGUUCGGGGAGCUCGAAAGCGUGGCCUUCCAGCCCGGCCGGAGUUACGCCUUUCUUAAUUUCAAGAGGGAAGACGAAGCAAUUGCCGCCAUGGAGUCCCUCCAGGGUUUUCCUGUUGCAGGCAACCCGCUGAGGAUCGAGUUUACCAAGGCGGAUAAAUCAUCAGCACCAUCGCGUGACGAAGAUUACUCCCAACGUCGAGAUGAACAACGUUCAGCUCUAAGAGGAUCUCCUUUCUUGCAAAGGGAGUCUAGAGCACGUCAGGCUAGUCCUGAGCAAUUUUAUCAGGAAAAAUCCAAUAUGAAUGAUAAGAAUGCAGAGCCUAGUGCAGUUUUAUGGAUAGGGUUUCCAGCUUUAUUGAAGGUGGAUGAACUGAUAUUAAAGAAGGCUUUCUCACCAUUUGGUGAGAUUGAGAAGAUCACGGCAUUCCCUGGUCGUAGUUAUGCUUUUGUUCGAUUUAGGAGUGUAAUGUCAGCAUGCAGAGCGAAAGAUGCUCUUCAGGGAAAAUUAUUUGGAAAUCCCCGUGUACAUAUUUGCUUUGCAAAGAGUGAAACAGGUUCAUCAAACAGUGGAAGGAAUUUAAUGAAUGUCCCUCCAUCACCACAUUUUAAGGGGAAUGACCGCUCAGGAUCGCCUGAGAAUUUUCGAGAGGAGAGCAAGUUUGGGAGCUUAACAGGGAAUCCUAGCAUCAGAUCUCCUCAGUAUUUCCCAGAUUUGGAUGCUGGUGAUUCUGAUCCCUAUAGUUUAAAUAAAAAAGGGAAUUUAUGGACAGGUGAAAACAAUACGUUUGACCAGAGGUUUGGGGAAAUGGGGUCCGAACUAGGACUAUCGGAAGAUACGUAUGAUCAUCGGGGUAGUCCUAAAAGAGAGAAAUAUGCUCAUUUACACAAUUAUUCUCAGAGAUUUCCUCAGACAAGUCAACCAUAUGAAGAACCAUGGGACUUGCCGGAAGAUAUUCAUUUCCAUCAUGGGGCCAAGAAAUUGAAGACAGAGUCUUUUCUUCCUGACAGAGAGCUUCCAGAGUAUGCCCUAUCUGACUUCGAACAAGAAAGACAUGGUUUUCCUAGAUCAUACUCUGAUUUUCCCCAAUCUGACAGUUCUAAAAGAAACUUUGAGGCAGGGCCUUUUGGUUGCAAACAGAUCCCAGAGCGACCAAUGAAUUUUGCUCUACCUCCAGGACAAAGGGGUGACCGCUGGAAAGAAUCUUAUGAUAAUUUUCAGGUGAACUCGGGUUCUCAGCUAGCAAAUCCUGUUGAUAGGAGAAGAUUUACUCCUGAACCAGACCAGUCUUCUUUCAAUGUGUGGAAAUGGGAAGGGACUAUAGCAAAGGGAGGAACUCCUGUCUGUCGUGCUCGCUGCUUUCCUGUGGGAAAAGUUCUUGACAUGAUUUUGCCUGAAUUUUUGGAUUGUACUGCAAGGACUGGUCUAGACAUGCUUUCGAAGCAUUACUAUCAAGCAGCAAGCGCUUGGGUUGUGUUCUUUGUCCCUGAAAGUGAUGCUGAUAUUGGAUACUACAAUGAAUUUAUGCAUUAUCUUGGGGAGAAGCAGCGCGCAGCCGUUGCUAAGUUAGAUGACAAGAAUACCUUGUUUCUUGUACCCCCAUCAGACUUCUCAGAGAAAGUGCUGAAGGUUCCAGGGAAACUCAGCAUCUCUGGUGUUGUUUUGAGGUUAGAGCAUCCUAGUUCCAAUUUUGGAUCUCAUCACCAGCAACAUGAAAGAAAAGAUAGGAGGUUAUUGUCGUUUCCCGGGGACGCAUCAUAUACAAAUCCAUCAACACCUUCAGAAUCUAUUCAUCCAUUUACAUCUUUACCUGAUUCAAGUAAACCAGGAGGUAGCAAUCUCUCUUUCUUGGGGAAUUUAAUUACAUCAGCUCCACCAGCGUCAUAUUCAGGUUCAGCUCAUGGUGUUGGCAAUGGAUCUGAGUCUUACAAUGAAAACAGGCACGAUUAUCCACUACAUAAGGGAAGCCCUACAUUGGGGCCAAAUUGGUCUUCUCACCACCUGCAGAACUCAGUUUCUGGUAGUCGAAAUAGACCAACCCAAAUGUCCAGUAUUGCCGUUGAUCCUAUUCAUCAGGAUCAUAGGAUCAUGCAAAGGGCAGUGCAAGAGUCAAGCACUGCAGGUGGAAUUUCUCAUAUUCGAAACAGCAGUUCAUCACUCCAUGAAACCCAAUCGUCACCUUCUUUGGCAGCCCUGCAGCCAGACCAACUUGCACAACUGGCAUCAUCUCUUCUUGGGCAGCAGAGGCAGCCUGGGAGCACUCCAAAUCCAUAUACCAGAGAAGAUUUUAGGCAGAGAAACACAAUGAAUGAGUCUGACAACCUUCCAAGGACAUCCCAGAGAUUUGGUCUGCAGAAUAAUCAGGUGAGUUCUGAAUCAUCAACAUCUCAGUUUGGUCAAGUUCAAGAGUUGCAGCAGCUGCAACAGCAGGUAUCAACCGUGUCGGCAAUGCCUCACAUGGGCCAAAGAGAGCUUCAAGCAGUGGUUCAGGGAAAUCAACAGCUGCAAAGUAUUAGCUCAAAUGAAGCUGUGGAAACUGAUCCUCAGAAACAACGGAUGCAAGCAACAUUACAGUUGGCAGCAGCUCUUCUUCAGCAAAUCCAAGGAGGGAAAGGAAGUUGACUAGAGUGUGUUGGUCUCAUCUGUUUGUGUGAGUGAGUAGCAAAUAAAAUUUUGAUAAUCUUCCAUGGGACAACUACUUGUGCUAAUACAAGGAAAUUCAACAUUCGACAUCUGUAACAGAGUGCAGUUGCACAUUAAUUUUGCUUGCUUUCCCUAGCAAACUCAGAAUUAGAUGUAAAUACUCUUUUCUUUUUCUUUUUUUCUUGUUGGGGUUCAAGUAAUUGAACGUUUAUUGGUUGUGUUGUCCAAUGGAAAUGCUAACUUAUUUACGUUCUAUUUGGACUUAGUUGAAGAAGUUUGGAUCAGCUAGAUUUGAUAGUUAAACUGAACUGGAGCGUCUCUUUUGCUUCGUUCUUUUAUGUC
This is a messenger RNA of Prunus mume (Japanese apricot), 3487 nucleotides long. Its product is annotated as RNA recognition motif (RRM)-containing protein. Gene Ontology annotation, molecular function: RNA binding. Lineage: Eukaryota; Viridiplantae; Streptophyta; Magnoliopsida; Rosales; Rosaceae. The record is from RefSeq and is a predicted model, not a curated record.